Molecule: messenger RNA, 2906 nt
Organism: Dipodomys spectabilis (banner-tailed kangaroo rat)
Lineage: Eukaryota; Metazoa; Chordata; Mammalia; Rodentia; Heteromyidae
Gene: Dlgap5
Product: DLG associated protein 5
Exons: 19
Coding region: 123-2684 (853 amino acids)
Biological process (GO): chromosome segregation; signaling; mitotic spindle organization
Cellular component (GO): spindle pole centrosome; nucleus; cytoplasm
Molecular function (GO): microtubule binding
Source: RefSeq, a predicted model, not a curated record
UUUGAAUUUUGCGCGGUGUUGGCUGGUAGGCGUUUCUGCGUCGGAGCACACGGACUUUGUCCGGACCCCGAGGAUUCUUCCACGGUUUAUUUAGCUGAGGUUUCACCGAGCUGUGCGUCAGGAUGUCUUCAUCACAUUUUGCCAUUCUUCACAGAAAGGAUUUAAGUACUGAUAUGAUUAGAACUAAAAUUGCUCAUAGAAAAUCACUAUCCCAGAAAGAAAACAGAUAUAAAGAAUAUGAACGAAAUAGACACUUUGGUUUGAAGGAUGUCAACAUUCCAACCUUGGGAGGUAGAGUUCUUGUGAACAUAGAUGAGACUGCUCAAGACCUUAUUCCAGAGACCAGUAUCAAGACAAGAUCAAUGAAAGCUAUCCAAAGUGAUGAACGAAGACAAAUGCUCCAAAAGUACAAAGAAGAAAAACAACUUAAAAAACUGAAAGAACAAAGAGAAAAGGCUAAACAAGGAGUAUUUAAAGUAGGUCUUUAUAGACCUGAUACUCCUUGUUUUCUUCUAACAAACCAGAAUGCUCUGAAAGCUGAGGGGAAAAAGGCUAUUCCAUCUAAUGUCCGGAUUACAAGAUCAAAGGCCAAAGACCAAAUGGGACAGACUAAGAUUAGUAAUGGAAGUGAUGCUGUACCAAUCCGACCUGGUCAGAGACAGAGUUCUGAAAAGAUAGCGUUGGACAAACAGAAAAAAGUUGUACAGCCCACCGUGUCUGUGCCAAUGAGAGUGACUCGAUCAGCUACUCAGGUGACAAAGCAGAUUGCCAAAACAGUCUCAUCUACCAUAACAAGAAAGCCUAUCACAAGAGCUGCCAAUGUUAAUGAACCAGAAAGAAAGGCACCAAAUAAAGGGAGACCUGCCAGAAAGAUAGAAACAAAACCUGACAAGGUUGUUUCUUUUAAACUUGAUAGUGAAGAAAAUACUUCAGAUUCACAAAUCAGUGCAACAAAUGUAGUGGAUCCAGAUGGAGGCUUACCAGAAAUGGAAAACUUACCUAAGACAGAUGGAGUAUUACCAGAAAUGGAAAAUUUGCCUAAGACAUAUCCAGCAAAAACAAGAGGAAAGAAUUCCUUUGCACCUCAGGAUUUUGUGUUUCAGCCUCUACAUGGUCUGAAGACCUAUCAAGUAACUCCCUUGACUCCCAGAAGUGCCAGUGCUUUCUUGACACCUAGUUACACCUGGGACCCUUUAAAACCAGAAGGUGAUAAGACUCAAGCAAGAGAAGAAAUCUUGGCCCAACAAUGUAUCACUUACUCUACCAAGACAGUACAGCAAGAUUUGAAGAAAUUGCAAUAUCCUUUGAGUUCUCUACCUGUUAGUGAAGAAGAACAUGGCGUAAGUAAGAAGGAAGCUACUACUAAAAACUCAAAUUGCCUUCCGAUAAAAGAAGCCCCAUCACUUGAAAUAAAUGGAGGUCAGCUAUCUCAGCCACAGCACGACGUGCCAUAUUUCAGACAGAUCCUCCAGUCAGAAACUGAGAAAUUAACCACCGUCUGCCUUGAGUGGGACAGGAAGCUUGAAUUGGACAUUCCGGAUGACGCUAAAGAUCUUAUUCGAACAGCAGUAGGUCAAACAAGACUCCUUAUGAAGGAAAGAUUCAAACAGUUUGAAGGACUGGUGAAUGACUGUGAAUAUAAGCGAGGUGAAAAAGAGACUACUUGUACAGACCUGGAUGGAUUUUGGGAUAUGGUUACUUUUCAGGUAGAAGAUGUUAACCAAAAAUUCAACAAUUUGACCAAACUUGAAGAAUCUGGAUGGCAAAACAAUAAUAACAAUACCAGCAGAACAGUCAUUCGAAAGAAAAUUGUCUCAGGGAUAGCAAGCAAACCAAAACAGGAUGAUGGUGGAAGGGCUGCAGCUAGAAAUCGCCUUGCUGCCAUAAAAAAUGCCAUGCGAGAGAGAAUUAAGCAGGGAGAACAUGCUGACACAGUGGCUUCUGUAACACCAAAGGAAGUGGAUAAAAUCGUGUUUGAUGCUGGAUUUUUUAGAGUUGAGAGUCCUGUGAAAUCAUUCUCAGUACUGUCCUCUGAAUGCUCUCAAAGACUUGGCACACCUAAGUCUGUCAGCAAAGCUGUACCUAAGAACAGGACUGAAAUGGACCUUCUAGGUCAAAAGCCAUCACCAGAGAAUCCCGAUCCCCAGAGUGAACAUGUUGGCAAGAAGACAUUGUUUUCAAACAUUCCUGAAAGCAGAGACACCAUAGAAGAUGCUCAGUGUUCUGAAUCAGAGGAUGUAAUUGAAGUAAACCAUGGCCAGGUGGUAAAUCACUCAGAUACAAAUGAGGUAAAUUUUGAAAUGUAUUGUGUACCCAGUGAAAGAAUGAGUUUGCCUCUUCCCUCUGGAGUAGCCAAUGAUACUAGUACUAACAAAGAAAUUUCAGAUGUUGUAGAAGAAAUGGAACUCAAUUCUUCAGUUGCCUCACAGGAUGUUUUCAUGAGUAGCCCUGAAAAAAAUGUAUCAUUACAAAAUACCAUCUUGAAAGAAGCUGAAACUUCUCAGUCAGUGCUUUGUGAUAAUAAAAGUCUCACUACUGAAUGCCACUUUCUUGAUUCACCAGGCCUGAACUGUGGUAACCUGGGCACUCAGGUGGAGAACAGACGUCAAGAACAUGCCAGACACAUUUCUUUUGGUGGUAACCUCAUUGCCUUUUCUCCGCUGAGGACACUUAGUGGAGAAUAACCAGGAAAAUCAGCCCAAUAUUUUCCUUCAUGAUAAUUGAUGCAGUGACACAUUCUUAGACUAUGUAUUAGUUCAUCUUAUUCAGUCCACUUGUAUAAUGUCAUAGUGUUCUAAUAUUCAGUGUUCAUCAAAGUGUGUUUUAGAUAUGAUACUAUUUCUCAAGGGAAGUAGGGAUAUUUUUUAUUGUAACCAUAUAAAAUAAAAAGGCGUACUUUGACUUGA